GGGUAUAACGUAAUACCACUUCCAUCGCCCAUUCGUUCAGGCGCAUCUUUUCUUGCUUUGUCUUCCCAUCAGACUAUAUCCCUACAUCCCCCUCUUCGCUCCUUACCCCGCCCCUCCCCCUUCGCGCCAUGGUCCCCUCAACCGUUGCCGCUCUCCUUACCGUUUUCGCUACUGGCGCCCUCGCCCACUCUGGCUGUGGUGGUCAUGAAAUAGGCCGACGAAACCUCGGCGGUCGUACCAUCCAGGCUCGAGCCGUGACCGACGAGGCCAGCGCUGCUGAGAGCACUGACGUCGCGACUGAGUGUACCUACUACAGCUACGAGCCUGCCACCUCCGUCACCUCUCAAUUCCCUACAAUCUGGGAGUCUGCUAGCCUCCUGUCCAACGAUACUGAAGCUACCGAGCUCUUCUCCAAGAUCAACUCCACCCUCAACGAGAAACUUCCCGAUGACGUCCCCCACGGAACUUCCACUGGUGACUGGACUGGUGUCAACUACGACAGCAGCGACCCCGACUGUUGGUGGACUCACGCCAAGUGUGACACUCCUUCUAGUGACACUGGCUUGGACGCCGAUAUUACUGUUUCGCCCGAGCCAGAGACUUGGGGUUUGGGUUUCGAUGAUGGACCCAACUGUAGCCACAACGCUUUGUACAACUUGCUCUUGGAGAACGACCAGAAGGCCACCAUGUUCUUCAUCGGUUCCAACGUCAUGGACUGGCCUCUCCAGGCUUUGCGUGCCUACGACGAGGGCCACCAGAUCUGUGUCCACACCUGGUCUCACCAGUACAUGACCGCGCUCUCCAACGAAGUUGCUUUCGCCGAGCUCUACUACACCCAGAAGGCCAUCAAGGCUAUCCUCGGUGUGACUCCCCAGUGCUGGCGCCCUCCUUUCGGCGAUGUCGACAACCGAAUCCGUAUGAUCGCCAGCAUGCUCAACAUGACCACCAUCGUCUGGUCCGACGACACUGAUGACUGGGCUGCUGGCUCCGACGGUAUCACUGAGGAGGACGUCAACAACAACUACCAGACCAUCAUUGACGCUGCUGGCAAGGGCAACUACUCUACCCACGGCCCCAUCGUCCUCAACCACGAGCUCAGUAUGUCUUCUUAUCGCUCUCUUUUCGCUCUUGUCUGACAUUGUGAUAGCCAACUACACCAUGUCUGUCUUUGAGACCUACUACCCCAAGAUCAAGGCCGCGUUCAAAUACGUCGUCCCUAUCUGCACUGCCACCAACACCUCUCAGCCGUACGCCGAGACCAACGUUACCUGCCCUACUUUCGAAUCUUACAUUGCUGGUACCACAAACACCAGCAGCAGCACCGUCAACACCGAUGGUACCACUGCCGCCAACUCUAGCUCUUCCAGCGAGUCUUCGGACGCCAGCUCUAGCGCUAGUGCCAGCGGUAGCGACAGCAGUAGCAGCAGUAGUAGUAGCAGUGCUGCUUUCCGUGACGGCGUUUCCGGCAUGGGUGUCGUCUUUGCCGGUCUGGUUGCCGGUGCCGUCUUGCUUUAGACAGCACGUUAUAAUAUGUCUUGGACAUUAUUUAGAGGGGUGAUCAUGGAGGUGUUCAUGUCUUGACACAUGUAGCAAAAACGGACAAUAUAUAAAAUGCAUUUGCAUUCACGAUCU
Molecule: messenger RNA, 1632 nt
Organism: Cryptococcus amylolentus CBS 6039
Lineage: Eukaryota; Fungi; Basidiomycota; Tremellomycetes; Tremellales; Cryptococcaceae
Exons: 4
Coding region: 129-1136 (335 amino acids)
Biological process (GO): carbohydrate metabolic process
Cellular component (GO): membrane
Molecular function (GO): chitin deacetylase activity
Source: RefSeq, a predicted model, not a curated record